GAAAACCACUGACUGAAAUACAGCGAGCGGUAUAAAUAAAGAUUAUUAUAUAGAUUUUUUAUGUCGCUAGGUGCAGAACAAAAAUAAUGUACAAACAAAACAAGUAAAAAAUGUCACUGUCACUGUCAGUGUGUUACUAAAAGUCUUACUUUGUCAAAUCAAAUGUCAUUCAUUGUGAUUUACCAACAAAUGUGUGCGUAUAACCUACAAAGCUUCAAUAGAAUACUAUUUUUCUAGUGAAAAUGGAGGAUUUACAGCUAAAUAUUUCUGCAGCGAAAAAAAUUAAUAAAAAAACCAGUAAUGCUUCAAAAAAUGCCUCAGAAUACAAGUUUAUAUCCAAACCAAACUUUAUUGGUAAAACCAUAGCAAGAAAAAGACCUCUUAAGUUUAAUGAAACUCAUAAAAAAGAAGAGGAAGGGCCCCAGAAGAAAAUUUUCAAGCCUUUAAUUCAGGCAUCUAGCAAAUUAGAAACCAGAGAUUUAGCGUCAAAUUUAAGAGAUUUAAGUGAAAAUAAAGGUAAAUACCAAGGGAAAAAUUACCAAGAACUUAAUGAUGAAUUGCAAUUAAAACAAAAUAAGCCUAGAAGUGGUGGUUGGAUUUCAUCAUUGUUUAAAAACAAUCCAGAUGUGCCUCAUAUAGGUCAGCGGGCUGUGAAACCUUUGGUGGAGAAAGUAUUUGCUGGCAAAAUCUUUGCUGAUUUAGAUAUUCAUCCCCACACAGUUGCAAAUUUACAGCAAAAUUUAGGCCUGAAAGAAUUGAUGACAGUUCAACAAAAUGCUGUUCCGAUAAUAUUACAAGGCAGGGAUGUCCUUAUUAGAUCACAAACUGGUUCGGGAAAAACAUUGGCUUAUGCUUUACCUAUAGUGGAAGGUUUACAGGCUAUACGGCCAAAACUUAACAGAAAUGAUGGAAUCAAAGUUGUGGUUGUAGUGCCAACUCGGGAACUUGCUGUGCAGACCUAUGAACUGUUUGUAAAACUUGUUAAGCCUUUUACUUGGGUUGUCCCUGGUUUGCUAAGUGGAGGACAAAAACGAAAAGCAGAGAAAGCACGGCUCAGAAAAGGUCUCAGUAUAUUAGUUGGCACUCCAGGCCGAAUAAAUGAUCAUUUAAGACAUACAAAAUCUUUGAAUUUUGCAAAGACUGGUUGUUUAGUGUUGGAUGAGGCAGACAGAUUAUUGGACAUGGGCUAUGAAAAAGACGUAGCAGCUAUUGUGAAAGCUAUUCAAGACCAUAAAAAGGCCGCAACCUAUGACCCUAUUGCUUUAGCCAAGCAGAGCAUUCGCAAAGCUGAUGACGACAAUACUGAAAAAACAGAAGUCCCGGAUGAACAAAAGAAUUCAAAUUAUAAACAUCAUUUGACUAAAAUGUUUUUGUCUACAGAAAGGGAAACUAUUUUGCUUUCUGCUACCCUCACUAAAGCUGUAGAGAAUUUAGCUGGAAUCACUUUGGUGGAUCCUGUAUUUGUAGAUACUUCUGAAGGGAGAGCAGUUGUGGCUGAUUCUCUUAAACCACAACAAGGUGAAAUACCUCUUGUUCUAGCAAAUAUUGAGGGAACAUCUUUGAAAAAUGAUACAAAUAUAAAACCUAAAAAGGUUCCUUCAAAAGUUGAAGUGGUUCCUUUCAAUAUCGAAGAAAAAGAGGACCCUGUUGCUGAAGUUACUUCAGCAACUACUGAAACUAAAAGAGGUUUGAAAGCAUUCAGUGGAAUAAACCACAGAGAUUUAUUUGAAAAUCAAAAUAAACCACUAAACGACAAACCAUCAAAUACCACUAACAUAACUAAAGACGACAGUGACAGUGAUUCCGAUUAUGAAUAUUUUAAGAUGCAAAAUGAGUUAGACGUAAAGAGUAACGUAGUUGACAUUCACGAAGAAGGAGCAGAAUUAAAGCCAUCUGCGACCCAGAACACUUUCGUUGAAGCUGUUAAAACGGCAAUUGUAGAAGACGAAUUAAUAUUGCCAGCUACAGUAAACCAGACGUUUCUCAUAGUGCCCAUGAAACUAAGAUUUGUGACGCUUUGUUCUCAUAUUGUGGAACAUUGUGUGUUAAACAAGAAAGGUGGUAAAAUGAUCGUUUUUAUGGCAACUUUGGAAAUGGUAGAUUACCAUUCAGAGUUGAUCGAGACUGUGCUGACCGGCAAAAAUGUUAGAGUGAAAAAGAAAGAUAAGAAAUCUAAACACAACAAAAAGAAAACAGAUGAAGAUGAUGAGGAAAAUUUGUCAUCAGAAUCAGAAUUUGAAGUAGAUUAUGAAAAGCCUUCUGAGGGUGGAUUGGUGCCCGUUGAUUUAGAUAUGUUUCGACUUCACGGGUCGAUGCCGCAUGACCAGCGCAUGGAGGUUUUCAAACAGUUUCGAGCGGCUAGGAAUGGUGUAUUGAUAUGUACGGACGUGGCAGCACGAGGUUUGGAUGUACCGCGAGUGGAUUUGGUGUUGCAGUACUGUGCGCCUGCCUCCGCCACGGAUUACGUUCAUAGGGUUGGGCGUACCGGUCGCGCAGCGCAAGUCGGCGCUGCAGUUAUGUUUUUGCUGCCCAGCGAAGCCGAAUUUGUAAGGCAUCUAGAACAAAAAAGGAUAAGAUUACGGCAGGCAGAUGAAUCCCAUGCCCUGGAGGCGUUGCGUACGGUGGCUCCCACUGCAGCCAACCCUGCGCGCGCCGCCAUCGCCGUGCAGACGCAGCUGGAGUACACCGCGCACAGCAGCAAGGAGUGGCUCGCCAGGGCCAGCAGAGCCUACACAUCAUGGGUGCGUUUUUACUCGGGCUACCCUCGGGAAGUGAAGCAGUGGCUGGACGCACGGCAGUUGCACCUGGGUCACGCAGCCAAGGCGUUCGCGCUGAGGGACACGCCAGCCGCACUCGCGAGGAGGGCCAAGGCAGACCCUAACUUGAAGAAAGAGAAACCGGUGAACAGACUCACAGUCCGCGAUGAGGAGGAGAAGAAACGACCAGGGUUCUCUAAGAUUAUGGCAGGAGCCUUCGGUGGACGUAUAGUGAAUAAACAGAGUUCUAUGCAUACGGCUAGUGAGUUUGACAGUGGACUGCCGCCCAUAGAACCUCAGAAGAAAAAGAAGAAAAAUUAGAAACUAUAUAGCUGGAGGUAUAUCAAUAUUUGUACAUAAAAUAUCAAUAAUAAACGUAACGUAUUUCCAAAAGGCAUUUC
Messenger RNA from Plodia interpunctella (Indianmeal moth), 3157 nucleotides. RefSeq lists its product as uncharacterized. Gene Ontology annotation, cellular component: nucleus. The transcript is spliced from 13 exons. The coding region runs from base 243 to 3077 and encodes 944 amino acids. Gene Ontology annotation, molecular function: nucleic acid binding; ATP binding. Gene Ontology annotation, biological process: ribosome biogenesis. NCBI's taxonomy places the organism in Eukaryota, Metazoa, Arthropoda, Insecta, Lepidoptera, Pyralidae. The record is from RefSeq and is a predicted model, not a curated record.